AUGACUAACCGUGAGGAAGAAGAUUUUUUUCCGGCAGAAGGAGAAAGUCGCACUGACAAAGAGGUAUACCGGGUUUCAGUUAAGCCGAUGAUGUUUUCAAGAGAGCAUCCGGACCUUUUUUUUCUGCAAAUGGAAGCACAGUUCAGGAAUGCGGGAAUAACGAAAGAUGAUACAAUGUUCGACCAUGUAGUAGCAAGUUUAGAGCCGAAAUACCUGGAGUGCAUAGUUGAUGUGAUUCGAGAUCCACCGAAGGUGUUGAAAUAUGAGACGUUGAAGAAACGGUUAAUUUAUGAAUUCACAGAAUCGGAGCACAAAAGGCUGCGUAAGUUGCUGACAGAAUUGGAGCUAGGUGACAUGAAACCAACUCAAUUGCUGAAGAAAAUGAAGGAGAUGGCCGGAAAUUCAAUGAAUGAUGAUGUACUAAAGUCAUUGUGGUUACAGCGACUGCCAGUGGGAGUUAGAACAAUCGUAGCUGCAGUGGAAGGUGAUUCUGCACAGUGGGCCAAAGUGGCUGAUAAGGUAUUUGAGGUACAGGAAACAGAAACGGUUUGUGUAGUACAAAGGAAUGAACCGAAGGAGAUGAGGAAGGAAAUUGACGAGUUGAAAGUCAUGAUAAAUAAUUUGGUCAUUCAGUUGGGCAAAAGAGGAAGAAGCAAUGACAGAGAUCGUGGAAAAGGGCGAUCAUCAAGUGCUAGAAGAGGUAAUAUCUGUUUUUAUCAUCGGCGGUUCAAGGAGAGGUCCACAAAAUGUGUUCAGCCUUGCCAGUACAAACCACCGCAAAACUCAGCGGAAAACUAA
Messenger RNA from Teleopsis dalmanni, 798 nucleotides. RefSeq lists its product as uncharacterized. Lineage: Eukaryota; Metazoa; Arthropoda; Insecta; Diptera; Diopsidae. The transcript has a single exon. The record is from RefSeq and is a predicted model, not a curated record. Bases 1 to 798 code for a protein of 265 amino acids.